AUGCCUGUGUCUCUUGGUGAAUGGCGUGUCAGGAUUGGCACGUUCAUGCACCGUCGGAGGAAAGAAUAUGACUACCACUACUUUUGGAGGAAACUCCACAACUUAAUUAAAAAACACAAGAAUGCUGAGCCACCUAAAGAAAACAACAAUCCUGAGUGUAACAUCUCAUCUCGCACUGGCUCUUCUCCCGGUGCGAAUAGAUCUCCAAGCAACACCGCCCGUCAGUCUGCAUUUUCUGCUCAAACAGGGCAUUCACGUGACGUCAACAAUGGCAAAGGUAACGCAAGCUCACCGACUCUCUCACAUUCUGACGUUCCAGAGUGUGAUACUGUCAAGGAGAGUGGAUCCACAUGCGAUGAAAAACUGACAAAACCUGAAGUUGGCACAUCAGAGUCGCACUCACAUGUACCUGCAUGCGUUCAUGGUGAGACAGAUCGUAUCAAUCGAGACAAGGAGGAAACUGACUCUGCGCCGUCUGGGAUAGAGGACCAAUCAUCGGACCUAUCACCUAAACACAGGCUAAAUACAACGAGAAAUACCGACCAAAAAACAUCAUCUAUCAGGAUAGUAACGGAGUAUCAUGGAUCCCCGAUCUAUCCGAUCCUCGGAUCAGGGACAAGCAGCGGUGAAGCAGAUGAAACUAAAGGGAAUGACUGUCCAGACAUGACCAACAUACUUCUAAUGAGAUCCGGGGAUGUAGAACAAAACCCUGGCCCGAAUGAUAAACCUGGGAACCUGACCGACCUCGAACUAUAUCUCCUUGCUGACAGUAUGGAUCCAUUAGAUUUCAGGAAGGUCGGACUAGCUUUGGGAUUUACUGAGGCUGAACUAAGACGGUUUGAGAAAGAUCAGAUGGGCAACACUCUGUAUGCUACCUAUAAGAUGCUUUACGAAUGGCGGAAGAGAGUACGUGAAAGCGAGGCGAGGGAGACGUUGGUGGUCACGUUACAACGCAUUAAGCUGGUGCAGCUUGCUGAUAGCGUACAGAAAGGUCAGGUUGGUGAUCACAUACCGUCCAUGACAGAGGAGGAAAUCCAACAGGUUGCUGAAGAGGUCAAACACUAUUUGUUAAUUCAUCUAUGUCAGAUUCAAGCCGAUCCACUGAACAGCGAACUUGUACUUGAAUUUAAACGUAUCUUCACCAAUCUAACGUUGAUGGAAGAAGACAAAGGUACAAAACGCAAAACACCGCUUCUCUACGACAACCUCCUUAGGACCAAAGUCAACGGAAGCUUUCCCAAACGCUUGCUGGUAGAAGGUGAAGGUGGUGUAGGAAAGACCACUUUUUGCGCCAAGAUCGCUUGGGAUUGGAUCCACGGAAAAGGCUACCAAGAUUUCAAACUGGUUCUUGUCAUCCUCCUUCGCAAGACAGAGGGCAAGACUGUUGGAGAGAUAGUGAAGUCGUAUCUUUCUGACAACAAUCCCGUCACAGCCAAACAGCUAGACAAGCACAUCCUCUCAAAUCCGGAUGACGUCUUUCUUGUCCUGGACGGCCUAGAUGAGUUAGCUGUCGAUCUUGACAGCAAUCAGCAAAUCGCCCUGAUCACUCUCAAUCGUCUGUUCAAGUCAGGUACAGUACUAAUCACAUCGAGACAAUGGAGAUCAGAUGAGAUUAGGAAGAAUGCCGAUCUCAGAAAGGUGUUUGCUUUCAUUGCUGUAGAAGGGUAUUCUGCUGAAAACCUCUCUUCUUACAUCACCAAGUUCUUUCAUCCAGACACAGCUUCCUCUGAAGAUCUGAACCGAUUCAUAUCAAACAACGAUGUGAUCAGAGAGAACAUGGCUCCCUACCCCAUAUACACAGCCAUGCUGUGUAUCAUGUGGAAAGAGUUUGAUGGAGAGCGCCGAGAGGCAAUGUCCAAGCUGCAAACAUUUUCCCAGCUCUUCAAUCAGAUGAUUGAAUUUUUGGUUGAUCAUCACCUAUCAAAGCACAUUCCAUCUUCAGGUAUUGUUGAAGGCAAAUUAGGGGAACAUUGUUUAGAUAUUCGUCCACACAUGAUUCACAUUGGCCGCAUUGCCUUCCAGGGACUUCUCGAGAGACGGUUAGUAUUCACAGAAGAAGAGUUUCAGAGCUAUCCAGAGUCCAUCGAUGUAGGUUGUAAAGUUGGUGUACUCACCAGAGAGAAGAAAAUUCUUCCGAGGCGAGCCAGAAGAAAUAAUCCGAAAUCAGUAGUCCAAUCGGUGCAGUUUCCCCAUAAGCUCUUCCAGGAGUAUCUAUCAGGAAUGUAUCUUGCAUCCCUUUACAAGUCAAACCGUAAUGAGUAUGACAGGUUGAUAGCGAAUAUCAUAACAAAAGCAGGGGAAUACCGGUACCUACUGUACUUCACUUCGGCUCAGCAGAAUGAGGUCGGCUUGGAUAUCGUAUCUCGUCUCAUAGAGUCAAAAAACAGAGCGCACACAGGGCCGUAUUGCUGAUGACUUCAUCGUAGAUGUAGCAUACGAGAGCCAAUACCAAGAAGUGGCCAAAGCCGUGGCGGAUCAUCUAUCGACGUCCAGAAAGACACUGAAGAUCACCACAAGGAUGCAGGCACACACAGUAUCAGGGCAUACUUUCAUCAUGAACCAUCGUGAGGUGGAUGACCUGGAAAUUAAGAAGCCAUGUGGACGCACGGCUUCAGAGGACCUGGCUGAAUUCAUCUGCUCAUCACGAUCACUGAGAUCUGUGAGGAUCGAUUAUACUAUACAUGAUGUCUUCUACUCGGUGCUUGCGAAUAAAGCAGUCGAUUCCAAGAUUGAGACUCUUCACAUCUACUCUGAUGAUAUCAAAGAACGUCCCUCUGCAUCACGUGAUUUCGCUCAGUUCAUCUGUAAGAUGACUCAUCUGAAGAAGCUGACACACAACGGUCAGUUUCACGAUGACUUCUACUCAACAUCGUCAUCGAUGGCAUCAUCU
Molecule: messenger RNA, 2890 nt
Organism: Strongylocentrotus purpuratus (purple sea urchin)
Lineage: Eukaryota; Metazoa; Echinodermata; Echinoidea; Camarodonta; Strongylocentrotidae
Exons: 7
Coding region: 1-2412 (803 amino acids)
Biological process (GO): signal transduction
Molecular function (GO): protein binding
Source: RefSeq, a predicted model, not a curated record